Messenger RNA from Monascus purpureus, 2841 nucleotides. NCBI's taxonomy places the organism in Eukaryota, Fungi, Ascomycota, Eurotiomycetes, Eurotiales, Aspergillaceae. The record is from the annotation of a GenBank genome assembly.
UUGUCCUUCACGGCGCUCGCUCUUUGUCAUUAAUUUUUUCUAGAAGCCCUUAUAUGAUCCACUACAGACCGUCAUUGAAAUUAUUUUCACAGUUUAUCUUUUGUCUGAAGCAACCUUGAUAUUAUCUCCAGCUUUCAUCUCUUCGUAUCGCCUAUUCGUGUGCUGACGAUGGCUCCCCGAGGGCCCGCAAAAACCCGCGAUUAUGAUUAUUCUAACGUGGGCACUGCGGGAAGGCGAACAGGGAUUACGCUGAAGGAGGGCAAGCGCGACGAGCAUGGGAUGGAAGAAAUCGAGGGGAUGUUUUCAUCCCCAGAGAGAUCCCCAGUCAAAUACAAUGGAUUAUAUAACGAGAACGAAACAGCCGGCUCCGAGGGCAUGUCAAUGGAUGAGGGAAGUGCACCUGGCCCUGCCGAUUUCUUAAAGGGUAGGCGCGCGUCGUAUUUCCCACCACCGGUUGCGCGCUCGCCUGUGAAGACCGGCUUGUCAGGAUCGCCACGGAGGACCCCUCGUUUGCGGUCAUCGAGUCCACGACGUGAUAUUCCCUCUUCUGGUACAUCCGAGGACCAAUCACGCGAAGUUCGUAAUGGAAGCCGCCGACAAGAUUCCUCGCCUCUCUCUAACCGUCACGUAAACGCGUCAAGUUAUACGAACGGCUUGCGGAGUAAGGGCAAGAGCGAUAGCAAGGCCUUCAGGCCAGAUACUACAGUCGAUUUUUCGGACAGCGAUGAAGAUGGCCAGUUAAAUGGUGAUGAGAACAUGAGCGCAUUUGACCAGACACAAGAUGACUUGGCUGAUGGGUUUGGCGCUGCCAAUAGUCCUGUGGUGGAUGGCCAGGAUGUACUCGACCAUGUGGAGUCCGCAUAUAACAACUCUGAUGAAAAUUCACCAUCGGUUCUAGCCUCCGACUCUCGCAGAUCAAGAAGAGGCCGGCCCGCCUCUAAGACGAAGAACUAUAGUCCAGCCAGAGCGAACGGUGGUCAAGGAGUUACGCAACACAACACAGCUACCGGAGAAUCUCAGCCAAAACGUAAACGCCCUGGACGGCCUCCAAAAUCCCAAAACAAGACCAAUAAUGACGGUGCGGUGGAUCGAAGACCAUCGAAGAGGGCAAAGACGUCUGACGAAAAGCGCGCUUCUACGUUGAAUCCCGAGUUGGAUAAAGUUGUCGAGAAUUAUGCAAAUAGCCACACCGGGCCCUUAAAGGGACGCAGCCUAUAUAUUCUCAAGCGCGAGUCACCUUCAGAUAGCAAUGCCACUCACACUCGGUCGGGCCGAGUGUCCGUACGGCCUGUUGCCUUUUGGCGAAACGAACGGUGUGUGUACGGCAGUGAAGAGGCAGCCGAGGGUCAGCGAUUUCCAGUCUUGACAAUCAAAGAAGUCAUCCGGACCGAGGAGCUACCGCCAGAGAAGAGGAAUACGAAGAAGCGUAAUUCCUCAAAGAAAACGAAGCCAAGAAAGAGAAAAGAGGAUGAAUCAGAAGAUGAGGAUGAUUACCUCGAUCCGUGGGAGAAGGAAGGGGGUGUCCUUCACGGCUAUGUCAGGAAGUGGGAUUCUGAAACCCAAACUGGCAUCGAUGAAGAAGAAAUUCUCGAUAUCGCAUACGCACCUUCUGGAAUUGAGACGAGGGACACGAAGGACUCUUCUUUUCGUUUUGCAAAGCUACUUAGUUCUCCUUUCUUGGGAUCUGGGAUUGUGGAACUCCCUCCUGGCGGUGUCAAGAAACCCAAGAAUUCAAAAAGGAUGCACAUGCUCUUCUACGUUUGUCGAGGCCGAAUCCAAGUUGAUGUGUCUGGUGUUCAGUUCAGUGCUGGAAAGGGAUGCGUAUUUCAAGUCCCGAGAGGCAACUACUACAGCUUCGCAAACGCGCACCAAAAAGUCGCCCGAUUGUUCUUCACGCAGGGUUGCGUUCCUGUAGAAAACGACGGCCCUAACUCGGAUUCGAAGCCUGUUGCCACCGAGGAUGAAUCCGCAACUGAUGCCCAACCAAACGGCGUAGGGAAGGGCCGGCCAAAAGGGAAGCAGAAAGCUGGAAACGCACAUAAAGCGUAGCCAGAUGACAUGCCCUUUUCGGUUUCCUCCCCCUCUUGAAAUCCUCGAUAUGUUCUGAUCCCUAGGUAUCACUUGGCUAUUUAUGCUCUCCUCUUCUUCAAACGUGAUGUUAGCACUUGCCUCUUUGUACGUUUCUCUCUAGAGAAGCUCAUGUUAGCGAUUCAGACGUAUGUUUAGAUUAUUGCAUUUCCACCCUUUUUCUCAUGGGGAUGCUUGGCAUUAGGUAGUCAAUAUUUGUUGGGGUUUCUUCUGGCUGAAUCUACUAAGGUAUCUUGAAUGGAAUUAUCUUCACGAAUAUUAUGGCAGCCUCUUAAUGCUGAGGACAUUCUCCCCGGGUAUGUCCAGAUCACAUUUCUUCCAUGUUCCCAUCUUCCAGGUUGUCAUCUAGUUCCAACGGGGGGAAGUCGCCCACUUCAACUUUUUCCGGCUUCACGAAGAUGCCACUAUUGUUAGGGCAGGCGAAAUAGCGCCUGCCGCCAAUUGUCCCGUCGUUUUUGCCCAUUGGUUCAUCAAGUUCAAUUCCGACCCAGAUUGGCAGGGGACCAGUGUCGGAAUUUGCUUCAUCCUCUGCGGCUGUUUUCUUAAUCCCUGGGAACGGAAUUGUCGGUGCUGGACCAACAAAGCGGACAGUACCACGUCGAACAUGAGGCGGAGAUGAAGGCAGGAUAAUAGCACGUUUUGAAACGGCGAUAUCUGAUAGUUUGCAAUACCACAGUCGUUAAUGGAUAUUCUCUCCGUCAAAAAGGGACCAGUUAGACCCAGAUUCCCAAUAAAAUACUAACCUCUUUUCUU